Messenger RNA from Malassezia restricta, 774 nucleotides. RefSeq names its product mitochondrial genome maintenance protein MGM101. Gene Ontology annotation, biological process: interstrand cross-link repair; recombinational repair. The transcript has 2 exons. Gene Ontology annotation, molecular function: single-stranded DNA binding. Gene Ontology annotation, cellular component: mitochondrial nucleoid; mitochondrial chromosome. NCBI's taxonomy places the organism in Eukaryota, Fungi, Basidiomycota, Malasseziomycetes, Malasseziales, Malasseziaceae. The coding region runs from base 1 to 774 and encodes 257 amino acids. The record is from RefSeq and is a predicted model, not a curated record.
AUGCUUUCUACGGGACAUGCUGUACGGCAUACCCUAUUCAAGGGCGCUCCAUUGCGCUGCUUCUCGCUUUCAGCGCAGAGAUCGUCCGCGAAUGUAUCUUCGUGGGCAGAUCGCAUGACUUCCGCAUCCUCAGUGCGCACACCCAAACCAGCAAAUGCGAAUGUGCCGCCGCCAAUACAAUCCAACAAAGAUAAUUUGCCGAAUAAACCAGAGCAAAUGAAUCCUGCAUCUCAAAUGGAAUGCUCCCUAGGCUACGAUGGUAUCGGAAUUCGCCCUUUUCCAUCUCAUGUAGCGCAAGUUCUGUGCGAACCAAUCCAGAAAGACGAUGUGGAAAUCAAGCCGGAUGGGCUGCUGUACCUGCCUGAAAUCAAGUACAGGCGAAUCUUAAAUCGUGCCUUUGGUCCAGGUGGAUGGGGUCUCAAGCCCCAAGGAGAGCCUGAAAUUGCUCAAGGCAUUUUGAGUCGUGAGUGGACAUUAAUUUGUUUAGGCCGCUUCGUGUCGACGGCACGAGGCGAGCAAGAAUUCUUUCGUCCCAAUGGUGUCCCCACGGCCAACGAAGGGGCAAAAUCCAACGCUCUGAUGCGAUGCUGCAAGGACCUCGGGAUUGCAUCCGAGCUAUGGGAUCCACGGUUUGUUCGACAGUUCAAGGCUAAACACUGUGUCGAAGUAUGGUGCCAAACGGCGGAUGGAAAAAAGAAAAAAUACUGGCGCCGAAGAGAUGACGAACCGUUUCAAUAUCCGGCCAAAGAAGUAGGCACUGUGGGCAAGACGUGA